AUGACUUUAACAAACGGCACAACCUCCAAAGUCCUCUCCCCUUCCAACCUAGCCCACAUCGUCAUCCGCACCUCCAACCUCCCCAAAAUGGUCUCAUACUACCAGAAUUUCCUCGGCGCUCAUACCGCCUAUGAGAACGAAAUGCUCGCCUUCCUGGCCUACGACGAUGAACACCAUCGGAUCGCUCUGCUCAACAUCCCUGGUUUGGAGAAGAACGAUGAGAAGCACUGCGGCCUCGAACACAUCGCCUUUAGCUUCGAUACUCUGCGGGAUCUCUGCACCGCAUACGAACAACGUCAAGCCCUAGGCAUUACGCCAGGGUGGUGUGUCAACCACGGCCCAACAACAUCCCUCUACUACCGCGACCCGGACGGCAAUCAAAUCGAAACUCAAGUCGACAACUUCGAGACUGCCGAGGAAGCCACUGCGUUCAUGAACAGUCCUGAAUUGCGGAGAAUUCUUUCGGUGUGGAUUUUGAUCCGGAGGAGCUUUGCGAACGUGUGGAAAGUGGGGAGGAUGAGAGGGUGA
Molecule: messenger RNA, 528 nt
Organism: Fulvia fulva
Lineage: Eukaryota; Fungi; Ascomycota; Dothideomycetes; Mycosphaerellales; Mycosphaerellaceae
Product: Biphenyl-2,3-diol 1,2-dioxygenase 3
Exons: 2
Coding region: 1-528 (175 amino acids)
Source: RefSeq, a predicted model, not a curated record